AUGGAUAUGAGAAGCCAUGAAAUGAUAGAGAGAAGAAGAGAAGACAAUGGCAACAAUGGUGUUUCCGGUAACAUCAAUAGCAUUGCUAAUGAAGACAAUUGCAAUGGUAACAACAACAACAGCAUCACUCGUGUCUCUUGCAACUCUCAAACCCUAGACCACCACCACCACCAAUCCAAGUCUCCGCCGUCGUUCUCCGCCGUUAAAUCCGCCAUACGUUACCGGGAGUGUCUGAAGAACCACGCGGCGAACGUCGGCGGGA
Molecule: messenger RNA, 262 nt
Organism: Microthlaspi erraticum
Lineage: Eukaryota; Viridiplantae; Streptophyta; Magnoliopsida; Brassicales; Brassicaceae
Source: the annotation of a GenBank genome assembly